Thrips palmi is the source of this 7392-nucleotide messenger RNA. RefSeq lists its product as uncharacterized. The transcript has 9 exons. The record is from RefSeq and is a predicted model, not a curated record. Bases 88 to 4791 code for a protein of 1567 amino acids. NCBI's taxonomy places the organism in Eukaryota, Metazoa, Arthropoda, Insecta, Thysanoptera, Thripidae.
GCGCGCGCUAGUGCUCAACGCUGUAGAAACAAACAAAAGAGUAGUGUUCAGCUGGUCUGGUUGGUUAGAUUUGCAAGAUAUGUGACAAUGUCCGUCCCCAAUCCUCCUGUGAUCCAAGAUGAUGAUGGUCCAGAAGAAGGUGAAAUAGAAGACGACGAUGAUGACAUAAUUUUUCUGGACGGCAGCAGUCCUCAUCGGAGUAGCACAACAAGCACAAGCCUUGAUGUUUACCCCCUGCCUACAAGGAAAGACAGUUAUGAACGGGACAUUCGCCACUUUGAGCUUCGCAGGGCUCGGACUGCUCGUAGAAGAACUUCUGGUACCAACAAGAGUACCCACACCAUUGGUUCUUCUACACGAGUUAAAACAAAAAUUUCUAGGACAGGUUUAACAGAAGGGAAGGAAAACCGUCAUGUUCGCCAUACAUCUCCUGCAAGAGUGCAUCGCCGUCGGAAAGAAUCCAGUGAAAAUGCUCUAGUAGAUUUCAAGGAUGUCUCACCUUUACGCAGAGAUUCUAGUUGUAGUAGUAUUGAUAGUGAUGAAAGAACAACCGGUAGAGCACCUUACCAUAGGUCUUCACGGAAGACGUCCUCCAAGACUGCAAGAUUCAAAAGAAAAUCAAGCUCCAGUCCAGAGUCCACAUACAUUCCAUCAAAGCGCAGAUCUCAUCAUUCUGAAAAAUGUCCUUUGAUGAAAGUUUUGCAUUCUGUUGCAAAAGAAACAAGGCUAAUAGCUAUGGAAAAUUCUGAGAGUCAUUCAGAGUCAAGUAGCUUGAGACAAAGACUGUUGAAUAUGGGUGCCAUGCCAUCUGUACAUGAAGAAACCCAUUCAAAGGACCAAAAUCAAAGCAAUAUUAGUUUUGCUCAGGAUGAAAACAUAGCCUUGGACAAUUCAUCAAAGACUGAGGAAUCGAGCAAGCAAGUACAAAAUGGAAGUACCCAAACCGAGGAACCUCCUGCGUAUCUCCUUGAUAAGCCUGCUCCUGAAAUUGUAGUCCUGACAGAUAAUGAAGAAGUAGAUAGCAACCAACAAAAUAUGUCUAAGGAAAAGAACCAUACUAGUUCUAAUACUUCUUUACCUAAGAGAGCACCCACCUCUGACACCUCACUUUAUGUACCUUCAAAUACUGAAAAAACUGAUAUUGUGGUUAAUUCUGAGAAUGAUGAAGAUGAUGAUAUAAGCCAUCUUCGCCUCCUGGCCCUGCAGUCAAAGAAGCAUGAACCUUCUCCGCCAGAGGAUGCUGAUGUGCUGCAAUUAAGAUUGGCUGCCCUAAAAACAGCCUUUAUAAAAAAGUUAAAGACUCGCAAAAAAAUUAGUAUCAAGAUCAACAGCAGGAUCAGUAAGGAAGAUCCACUGUCACCUUUAGAUGAAAUUCCCAUACCAUUUUCAGUUCCUUCUCCCGACGAAGUAAUGACUCCGGUGGACAUGGAACUUGCUGAGACUGAUGACGAGGAUGCCUUUGUUGAUCCAAUCAUCCACUACUCACCAUCUGAUCCUGUUCCUGACUGCUACUCCCCAUCUGACCCCAUACCUAACCACUUCUCCUCCCCUAAUCAUUAUCCUGACUGUUACUCCCCAUCUGACCCCAUACCUGAUCACAUUUCCUCCCCCAUUCCUUACCCUGAGUGCUACUCCCCUUCUGAUCCUACAGGAUCUCCUAUUCUGGAGUCAUCCCUUCAGGACCUGCUUCCUCCUCCACCUCCACCUGAUUUAGACUUGCUUUAUGCUGACCAACCAUUAGAUACUGGUUUCCAAAACAAUUUGUAUCAUACUGGAAGUUUCAUGAACACAGGGUAUGAACAAUCUCAAGAUCUUCUAGCCCUCCCUCCAUUACCUCCAUACUUUCAGCAACUUCUAUCAGAACCUCCUGAACAGUCUGUGGGCACUUUCAGCACUGAGCAAGAAAAACUUACAAGUAUUGUUAAUGUUGACUGUUGCACUUUGGGUGAUGCUUCCAAUGAAAUUAGUUCAAAUCUCAUAGAGGUCCCAGUCGUGAUAGAUAUUGAGCCUGAAUGUGAUGAAUUGGUUCCUGCAGCUACACAGUCUUCAUACAGUGAGGAAGAUAGAGUAGAAAACAAAGCUGGAGCUGGAGAUGAUCCUGUACCUUUGACAGUAUGUCCAGCAGAUUCAAAUCCAUCGUGCAGUCCAAAUGUUUCUGAAACAACUAGGAAAGACGAAGAAGAAAUAGCUAAACCUAAUCAAGUAUCUUUAGAGGAAGAAGAAAAAAUGCUCAGACAACGACUGCUUCUCAAUAUGGCGAGAAAAAAAGAGAAUUUACCUAAACAGAAGAAACUAGAACCAGAAACAGUGAAUAAAAGAAGUCAAGCCUUGCCAAAGAGUGCUCCUAUUGAGAAAGUACAAGCAAAAGUAAAAUUACCCAAAAAUAUUUUCACGAAGACAAGUACUCCAAAACCCAUGGCUGUUGCCACUUCAGAGUCGCCAACCUUGCGAAGAUCCACAACUCCUGUCGUAGCUGUGACAACUGCGGCUACUGUUAAAAGAGUAAUUGUGAACCUGGGUGAGGAUUCAGAUAGCUGUGAAGACUAUUCAGAAGCAGAAGCUCUUGGGCAAAAGUGUAUUGAAAAUAAAGAAAAAUGGCUAUUACAUUUGAAGGAGCUAGAAGUUAACCCACCAAAAAUGAUAAGUCCUGGAAACAAAUCAAAGCCUGUCAUCAGAGGAAAAGCAACCUCAUCGGCAACUAUUAAAAGCAAACUACCCAUUCAAGAUGAAAAUGGAAGGAAACCUUUUGCUGAAAAUUUGGCAGACUUGGAAAGCAGUGUAGAGCGAUUCUUAAAAGGUGUUCGCAGUUCGCAAGAAGCCAUAUCCAAGUCUAAGUCUUCGUUGGGCUUGAAAUCAACUCCAUCAAAUGGCACUCCUGUGGCAGUGAAACACCUUCCAGCUUCACAACAAGAAGAAUAUCGUCGUUUGAAGCAACAAAUUGCCACACUUGAAAAGCAGCGACAAAUAUCAAUUGAACAGAAACGGGUUCCACCAAGUGUUUCUAUUGGUACACAGAUGAACACUUCAACCCAUCAAAAGAAUACAAAUCUAAUCAAUAAGGGUCCAAGCAAAGUAGUUUUGUCCUCCCAUAGCAGGUCACAGACCUCAGAAGCUUCAGUACUCAAAAGGGACUCAAAAGCUGUUAACACCUCUGCAUCUUCCAUUAUUUUAAAACAGCCUGUUUCAACUUCUACUCUUAAAAAUGUGAAAGCUGCAGCACCUCGAACCUCUCCUAAAGUCAUGAACGUAAAUGCUCGUCAAACAUCGUCUGAUACUGGAAAAGUAGCAGUUUCUCAAAGUUCAUCGCAAACAGAUUUUAGUAAGCUACCAAGAGACACGCAACUUCUGAAAGGUAAAACUGCUUUAGCAAAUGUUUCAAACCUCAGUGCCACUAGUCUCCCAAACUUAACAAAAACGGUGCUAGAACCACAAAAAACAAUCAAAACAAGCACAGCAGUUGCACCGAAUCCAUCAAGCCUCUCAAGUCUUGAGGAAAGUCUUGUUUUAGAAAGGUCGCAUGUUCUAAGUGAACUGUCAGCUCUUUCUAAACUACUUUCUCAGGUCGACCAAUCAUUAGAGGCGCAAUCACAAACAGCGGGAGAGGUUUCAAGUCUUAUAGAUAAACUUUGUCUAGCUGCUGGUCGAUGGAAAGCGCAAAACGUGACAGUAACUAGUUUAGUGCAAAAGGUGGCUGAGCGUCAGAAAGAACUAUCCUCAAGACAUCGUCGUUGUGUUGCUUUAUCUAAAUCAUGCACUGAAUUAGGUUCAAAACAGAUUGGGAAAAGUUACAGGAGUCCUGGAGCUAAAGCUGAUGCAAUGCAUCUACAGCUGAAACAAGUCCAUGAAAAGACUCAAGAUCUUGCACGAAGGAAAACUGCUGAACGGUCGAGAAGGAAUGUUUUGGAGAAAAGAGCAGAAGAUUGCCUUAUAAAGCUUUUUUCAGACUCAAGUGCUGAGAAUUUGAAAUCAGCUAAUCAAGCUCCAGCUCCCUCACUCAAGGCUUCAGCGCAGGAGAAACUAAGGGUAGCUCCUGGGGCAAUCCAAGUGAAAAGUCCCGCAACAGGUUCAACAUCAGAUGCAUUAUCUUCUGUGCAUGGAAAGACUUCAUUGCAAGUAGACCCUGCCUUGAUUUCCAAAGCUAUAAGCAUGCGACUAGCUUCAAACAAAAUUAGAAGUGCCAAAGCAACACUUAAUUUGGCAAACAAACGCUUAAAUACAAGAAAAUCAAGGAAGUUCAAAAGUUCAAAUAAGCAAGCACCAAGUCUCGAUAUCAGGCAAUAUUCAUCUGACAUGGACAUAUCAACUGAUGGUGAGGAAGCAGAAAAGAAAAGCAAAAAUUGUAGUGGGAAUACAGAUGUUGUUGAUAUGCUUGUCAGCCCCGGUUCAAGUUUAAGUGCACCAGAAACAGACCCAGUGAACACACCCUCUGAGGGAAGUAGUGAAAAUGUUUGCCAAAAUGCUGCUUCCAGUAGAAACAUUGUUGGCUUUGAAUCAUACUAUGAUGACAUCCCAAUCGAUAUUAAUGCCACAAAUACUAGAGAUCCACCUUCAGUUGGCAAAGAAGCCAGUCAUAAAAAACAUGCAACUGGGAAUGAUAAAACCCUUGCUUCAUCAAGAAAUUUCCUGAAGGAUUAUGUUUCCCCUCUGAAUGGAUUAAAUGUUUUCAGCAGCGUCAGUUCAAAGGAGAAAUUCAAAGAAGAUGUCCUGGAUCCCUAUGCUAUUCUUUGUCCUUAUGAUCUCAAUGGGAAGUGUCAGGACACAGAUUGUCAGUACAUACACCAACAUCAAUAAAUAUACACCUGGCUGUGGUGAGAAGUACAGUUGUGAUGGUGAAUCUUACUGGAAGGUAACUUACCUUGGAAAGGCAAGGGUUCUGGAAUAUGAAUAGUAAUAUCAGAUUCCAUCAUUUUGAUUGUUGGAUCAUCUAGUCUCUGUUCCGGAUAAAAUUUGUCUUUUUCUUUAGAAGAGUAUCCUUUCACCACUGUUAGAUUAUUUUAUCAUUUGCAUUAGUCAACAAAAUAAUAUCCUUAUAUAGCGUCACCAUUCUGCUCCCGUUCAUUAAUAAGUGCCAAAUCUGGUAUUACAGCAUAGCCAUUUGUAAUUGUGGCUGUGAUUAUUUAGAAGGGUACCUGAUGGUUUUCUAUUUUAAGUAUUUUUUCAGUUGAUAUUUUCAUUAAGUUUUUGACAUGUUUUGACUCUGUAUAUAAUUGCUUUUGUUUUUGCCAAUUUUAGUUAGGAGAAAAAUUGGGUUUGUGUGAAUGGGAUUUUUGCCCUGUAGAUCUUGUCAUCAUAUUUUUAAUAUAGUGGAUGAAAUAUUUUUGCUGUUACCGUUUGGUACCGUUUGGUGUACUUAAGGCAUGAGAGCCCUCAUACUUAGAGUAGAUAUGUAUUUGCUUGAUUUUCGUUCUUCCUCUAGUCCAGUCCCUGAUUUAGACACAGGCACUGACAUCUGCAGAUCAACCCUUGUGGUGCAUUUUAUUCAAUGAACAUUUUCGCUUAGAAGAAAGAUUGGUACACUUCAAAAUAGAUGCACACAUUACCUCAAAUCUUGUUAGAUAAAGCAAUCCCUCUCCAUGCUCCCCAAUCUCCACUUGUUGUGUUUUUCUGAAUAAGAAUUUAUUUUCUAAAUCAAUUUUGAUUAUCUGUCUUCAUAUCCAAUGCAAAUUCUGCUUCAAUUAAGUAGCUAUCAUAUAUCAAUAAAACGCAUGUGAUAAUGUUAUUUUUUAUGUAAGUUUAAGUGAAAGGCUGUCAAACAAUCACUUCAUGACUCACUGUUUAUAUUGUAGCAAUACGUUUCGCAUUCUCAACUGUCAUAUUAAUGAGUAUUUUUUUAGCUGAGGCUUGUCAUAGCUGCCAGAUUGGAUGGCAGUUACUUUUCACUUCAUUGCGCCUUUUUUAGUGGUGAGUACUAGCUGUAACAAGCUGUCCCAUGCCCCACUCCCGCCCCAAUACUCCAUAAUCAUGAUACUAGAAUUUUAUUUCUUAGAAAAUUUUAUGAAUUAAUUUUAUUUACCUUUUUGAUUUUUUGGAUAAAUGAUAGUAGUUGGUCUUUUCACUUUUCCAGGGAAUUGUUUAAUUUAGCUCUUUUAAUUCAAAUUUCACCAAUGUCCUCUAUGUUUCAGCCAUGUCAUUUAAUCCACCAGGAAACCUGUCAGCACUCACAAACACACCUGGGUAAGCUGCAUUUCUUAUUCUUUUAGUUUUCUUUCUUCUCUUUCUGUUUGCUCCCAUCAUGCAAGCUCAACUUUGUCUGCCUCAUCAAAUUGCUUAACCUGUUACUGCCAAUAACAUAAAUUCCAAACAAAAAAAGAAACAAAUUUGAUUUGGUAUUAUAUUUAUUGCCUUAGUCAUGUUGUAUUCCUGAAUCAGCAUUUGUGCUUUUGUGUUAAGUUUCUCCUAUUAACAUUCUGAAUUUCUUAUUAUUUGCAUCAUCCACCUCCUUGUCACAGCUUGGUGUUGGUGUUUGUAAUGGCUUUGCUCAAUUUAAGUUCAUUGAUGGGUUGUUUCCCCCCUUACCUUGGACAAGGUGAAAAGAGCAUAAAAUGCUGAUAUGCUGUUUUGUCAGACUGAUAUAGUAGGCUUUAGUUUUAUGUAAUUUGCAGAUCUCCAUAGAUUGUAGUUUUUUUCUUUUUUUCCCCCCCCAUAAAAAAUCUGAUGAAUGAAGUAGACAGGAGGAUGGCUUAAAACAAAAACGUUUGUACUACGUAUACUUUUAUCUUGUAUCAAUCAAAAUGUAUUCACCAUCCUCUUGUCUAAUAUGCCGAUUCAUUCAGGUUUGCACAAUGUUCUGCCGUAAUUUGGGUUAUCCAAACUAACCGAGUUAUAAGCACAUUGUUUAACAGCCAUUAUUCCCCCCCCCCCCUGAUUGGUCAUUUUUAAAAAAAAUAUCUGCAAGUCUUGCACUUUGCAUCCUGUGUCUGUAUGUUGCUGAAGAAAAUUGAAUCUUUUCACAUUAUUAGUGUGACAAUUGCGGCGCUACACCUGGCAGAACACCAACCAGAAGAUGGAAGACUGACAAGCUCCAAAAAAGGACUGAAACCCAAGAAGAAACUGAAAUGAAGUACAAGCCCGUCCUCAGUGCAGUGAUUGAUGGAAGUCCUCAAGACACAAUUAAGUCAUGACAAGAAAGAAGAUUUCAGGGGAAUCUCUGCGGAGUUCUCCCAACAUGGAUGAAAAAAAAACAACAAUUGUUUGAUUUUCAGUGCAGUGCAACCAUUUAUCUGCCCCUAAAAAAUAGCACGAAGAAGUUAAAUAUUACUCUUCAAUCGCAUCUUCAAGGGUACGUAGCCCCUUCCUGAACCUUUGUGGCAUAACUUCCAAGUUUGAUCAGUGUGAAAGAGAGUAUCCUGUAUACUUCCAGAUUAUUUUACAAUAAAAGUCAAUGAAAUAACU